Molecule: messenger RNA, 2156 nt
Organism: Sphaerodactylus townsendi
Lineage: Eukaryota; Metazoa; Chordata; Lepidosauria; Squamata; Sphaerodactylidae
Gene: INSM2
Product: INSM transcriptional repressor 2
Exons: 1
Coding region: 46-1359 (437 amino acids)
Biological process (GO): regulation of cell cycle process; neuron differentiation; negative regulation of transcription by RNA polymerase II
Cellular component (GO): transcription repressor complex; nucleus
Molecular function (GO): RNA polymerase II cis-regulatory region sequence-specific DNA binding; DNA-binding transcription repressor activity, RNA polymerase II-specific
Source: RefSeq, a predicted model, not a curated record
GCGCGGCCGUCUGGGGAGCCCCCGCCCGGUGACCCCGCCAGAAAGAUGCCGCGGGGGUUCCUGGUGAAGCGGAGCAGGAGGCCGGGCGGCUCCUACCGGCUCCGUCCCCCGGCUGCCCUCCCCGACGAAGCGCCCGACGCCCGCGCGCCUUUCCUGGAGCUGCUGCCGCCGCCGCCGCCACCCGACGCCCCGCUGACGGCCGCCCGCGAAGCCCGAGGCUCGGACUGCGCUGCUGUCCGGGACGCGGAGGAGCCGCAGGCCGGUGCCCGCUCUCCAGCCUCGGCGGAGCCCUUCCCGCCCAGCCCUGCCCCACACGCCGAGGAGGAGCGGCUGCCCCGCACGCCCCUGCCCCUGCUGCUGCUCCCGGCGCCGGCCUCGCCCCCCGCCGCCGCCCCCCUCGGCCCGCCCAAGCGGCCGCCCCCCCGCGCCAAGGCGCCCCCGGCCAAGAAGCCCAAGGCGGCGCGGCGGCUGAGCUUCGCGGACGAGGUGACCACGUCGCCGGUGCUGGGGCUGCGCAUCAAGGCGGCGCCCGAGGAGGCCGUCGGGCAGGGGCCCCCGUCCGGCCGGGCCGCGCCGCUGCUGGGCGAGUUCGUGUGCCAGCUGUGCAAGGAGCCCUACGCCGACCCGCUGGCCCUGGCCCAGCACCGCUGCUCGCGCAUCGUGCGCGUCGAGUACCGCUGCCCCGAGUGCCACAAGAUCUUCAGCUGCCCCGCCAACCUGGCCUCGCACCGCCGCUGGCACAAGCCGCGCCCGCCCGCCGCCGCCGGCCCCGCCGCCCGCGACAAGGAGAACAGCCGCGCCUCCGCCCAGCAGCACCCCGCCGCCCCGGACAGCGCCUGCUGCCGCCACCCCGCCGCCACCGCCGCCGCCACCGACGGCCCGGGCCUGCCCCCCGGCGGCGGGGGCGGCGAGCUCUUCCUCUGCCCCUACUGCCGCAAGACCUUCCGCCGCCAGGCCUACCUGCGCAAGCACCUGGGCACCCACCAGGGCCCCCCCGGCCUGGCCGCCUACCGAACCGGCCCGCCGCCGCCCCCCCGCGCCUCGCCGCCGCCAACCCUGGCCUUCCCGUGCCCCCUGUGCGGCGCGCCCUUCCCCUCGGCCGACCUCCGGGACAAGCACCGCCUGUGGCACGCCGUGCGGGAGGAGCUGCUCCUGCCCCUGGGGCCCCCCGAGGGCACCGCCGCCCCGGCCGAGCCCCCGCCGCAGCAGCCCCCGCCGCCGCAGCAGAUCUUCUCGUGCAAGCACUGCCCCGCCGCCUUCUUCAGCUCGCCCGGCCUCACCCGCCACAUCAACAAGUGCCACCCGUCCGAGAACAGGCAGGUCCUCCUCCUGCAGAUGCCCCUCCGGCCGGGCUGCUAGGCGCCACCUGCGCCCCCGCCUCCCGGGACCGGCUCCUGACUGUCAGUGGCGGCGCCAGGCCCAAGAAACCCGCAGCUCGACGGGCCCAAAGCCUUCAGGUUGGUGCGCGGCUCCUCCUUGCAGCCUUAUCAUGGGGGGUCGAGCGCACGACCUGUCCUGUGGAUCAGAUCGCUCCCUCCCCAGGACGGAAACCCUACAGUGUGCAGCGAAGUCACGGGAAAGCCACUUCGGAAAGAAAGCGCCCGCCCCGUCUUACCACUGAACGUCCCAAAGUUGCGUUUGGCGAAAACCCGCUCGAGCCCCUCCUGGGGGUGAGCUUUCCGGGGAGAGUCCGAUGGGUGAGCGACUUUGAACCCCCAAAGAUCAAAGAGAUUUCCGACACUGUAUUUAACGAAGGUGUGUUCGUUUGCGUUGGCUGGAUCUGCUGUGGCAGCCCCGGAGGUUCAUAAACUUUUGAUUUGUUGUGAAGUGCUCUAUUCGUGGUCUCCUGUAUUAAAAUAUCGCCGGGUACUCGUAGCAAAAGUCCGAUUCCCGUCCUACGUACUGACAUGUUCAAUGCGUGCGAGGGGCCCCUUCUGCCUCCUCUUGCUCAUUACUGGCUAUUAAAAAUCUGGAUUGGUGAUCUUUUGUAGUCAUGCGGCUCUUUUCUGAGUGCCUGGUGUAGUACUCUAAGUUUAUGGAAACGUAAAGUGGGGAUGGAAGGGGGAUUUCACCCCCCCUACUUUUAGAUCCAGCAGGGAUCCGUACAAUCAUCAGACAAGUUCAGUGAGCUCCCGGGGUUUACACUAGAAUAGCCC